This is a messenger RNA of Xiphias gladius (swordfish), 2883 nucleotides long. It is a transcript of the gene steap2, whose product is annotated as STEAP family member 2, metalloreductase. The coding region runs from base 1 to 1551 and encodes 516 amino acids. Gene Ontology annotation, cellular component: endosome; plasma membrane. The transcript is spliced from 5 exons. Gene Ontology annotation, biological process: copper ion import. Lineage: Eukaryota; Metazoa; Chordata; Actinopteri; Istiophoriformes; Xiphiidae. The record is from RefSeq and is a predicted model, not a curated record. Gene Ontology annotation, molecular function: ferric-chelate reductase (NADPH) activity; cupric reductase (NADH) activity.
AUGGACACCAUCUCUAUGAUGGGCAGCAGCAGGAGCCAUGUAUUCCUCACAGCCUCCUCCUCCCACCACCUCCACCAUACCCAGGCCUGUUUCCUCCCCAAGGGCAUGAAGAAUGGAGUUGGAGUAGGAGACAUAGGCACCGCUUGUCUGCCUGCCCAGCCCACAGUUGCCAUCCUGGGCUCAGGUGACUUCUCGAAGUGCCUGACCAUCCGCCUGCUGCGCUGUGGUUUCCAUGUGGUGGUGGGCAGCCGCCAUCCCAAACUGGCAGCCCAGUCAUUUCCCCAUGUAGUGGAUGUGACACACUAUGAAGAUGCUGUGGGGAAGGCCAGUAUUGUGUUCCUAGCAAUCCGCCGUGAGCACUACUCUGUCCUGUGGGACCUGAAACAUUUACUUGAAGGAAAGAUCCUAGUGGAUGUGAGUAACAACAGGAGGUUGAACCAGUAUCCAGAGUCUAACGCCGAGUAUCUGGCUUCACUGCUCCCAGACUCCGUCGUGGUCAAAGGCUUCAAUGGCAUCUCAGCUUGGGCCAUGCAGCAGAGCUGCCCCAAAGAUGCCAGUACACAGGUGUUCAUCUCCAGUGACUCGGUGGAGGCUCGACAGCAGAUUAUGGAGUUAGCCCGCCAGCUCAACUUCCAUCCUGUGGAUAUGGGCACCCUGUCUUCUUCACGGGACAUUGAGAACAUGCCCAUACAGUUAUUUUCCGGCUGGAAGGGCCCUGUCCUCGCUGCCGUGGCCCUCUCCAUCUUCUUUUUUGCUUACUCUUUUGUACGAGAUAUCAUCCACCCAUAUGUGAAAUACAAGCAGAGUGACUUCUACAAGAUCCCCAUAGAGGUGGUGAACCGGACAUUGCCCACUGUCGCUAUCACUCUCUUGGCCCUGGUGUACCUGGCAGGCCAGCUGGCAGCCGCUCACCAGCUCUACUAUGGUACCAAGUACAGGCAUUUCCCACAUUGGCUGGAGAGCUGGCUGCAGAGCCGGAAACAAAUGGGCCUCCUCAGCUUCUUCCUGGCUGCUGUCCAUGUUCUCUACAGCCUCUGUCUGCCCAUGAGGAGGUCUGAGAGGUACCUACUGCUCAACACCGCCUACCAGCAGAUCCAUGCUAAUGUGGAGAAUUCUUGGAAUGAGGAGGAGGUGUGGAGGGUGGAGAUGUACGUUUCCUUUGGGAUCAUGAGUCUUGGGCUCCUGUCACUCCUGGCCAUCACCUCCAUUCCAUCUGUCCACAGCAUGCUCAACUGGAGGGAAUUCAGCUUCAUACAGUCCACUCUGGGCUACGUUGCCCUGGUCAUUGCUACCUUCCACUGUCUGCUGUUUGGCUGGAAGCGAGCGUUUGAGGAGGAAGCCUACCGUUUCUACCUGCCCCCCAGCUUUGUGGUGGCCCUAGCCCUGCCAGUGUGUGUAAUACUGGGAAAGGUGCUAUUGCUGCUCCCCUGUGUUGCCCGAAAGCUCAAUCGCAUCCGGCGGGGCCUGGACAGCAGUCAGUACCGGUUUCAGCGCCUUGAGCCAGUGGGCUCAGCUACCCACGUUUCACCUGAGAGAGUCACCAUCAUGUAAUCACUGCAGCAUAGAGCUGUCUGCCCCUUAACUGGGAUUUUCACAUAUUGUAUACUGCCAUGUGCCAAGCUGUUUUAUUGAAGCAAAUAAACACUAUUUUUAGUCAUGCGAUUCUCACUCAAAGGGCAAAUUAAUCUUACUUUGUUACUGUGAUCAGUUUUUUGCUGACAUGUGAUUUGUGUACUUGUGUACCUAUUAACUGUAACUUUUCCCUAUAACUACGGACCUUGUAUGAUUAUUAUGUUGUUUGCCCAGAGUGUAAAACUGAAUAUUCUUUCAGUAUAUUCAGUAUCUUGUCAUUAUGCUCCAAGUACUUUGCCAAUAUUUCACCAAUACUUUGUUCCUCUCCUUUUGUUCUGGCAGACAUUACAUUGAGAUACUGAGUGUUGGUCAUUACUGUAAAUACAGGGAGGUCCACCAAUUUUACAGGAGUAAACGUCAUAAACGUCAUUUUACUAGUUCUACUCAGCUUGUGAAAGCAGUAGUAUAAUUGUAUAGGAAGUCUGAGAAAAUAACCCCAAUCAUAUCGUAGUGAUCACUAAGGGUAGAGACAAGCAAUUUAAAACAGAAAGUCUGCAUUUUAAAACUUGGGGAAUGGGCUUUAAAAGAUAUAGGUGGUCACCGGGCAUGGAUGGUCUAAUGAAAAGACGCUACUGAGUUGCAUUAUGGGAAGUGUUUGAUCCAGAGUUUUUGACCCAUACUGGGGACUAAAAGUAGGGACAUCUUGGCUUCUGCUGCAAAGAUUUUUUCCAUUUUUUUAAGUCUGUCUCUUGUGAGUCUCCCAACUUCAUAGAAGUGCAGUACUAAAUUGCUGUAGUACCCCCAUAAUUACGUACAGUAUUUCUGCUUGAAGGUUGAAAAAUGUCUUUUUAGUAAUGUUUUUAUUCUUACAACUAAAUUAUACUGAAUCAGCAGGUGUAAGUGACAUUGAACAAAUCUAGUUACUAUUAUCUCUUUCAGUGUUUGAAAUUGUUCUCAUUUUUGGUGACAAUGUCACACUGUCAACAAAUGUUUUGAGGUAUUUGCUGAUCCUGCAAUAUCACUGUUAUUUGUUGUUUGUAUAACAUUUGGGCUGAUAUGAAUCUCUUCUGCUCAAGAUGCCCUUUCGUCCUGAGUAUAGUAUGUCACAAAAAUGCUGCUGUUUCCUACAGCAGAAAGAUGAUAAGUGAACUAAUCAGUUAAUUCAUUUAAUUGAGUUCACCAAAAAUGAAUUUUCUCACUCUCCUUCCAUGAGCUGACAAAAACUUCUUUCACUUGCAUUAUCAUGUAGCGGUAAUAUAAUUGUAACAGGAAAUAAAGUAAAAUGUGAUGUUCACUGUGAUGGAUCACCUA